ACCUUCAUAAAGCUUAUAUUUAAUUUUCAGAAUGUGUGGUUCGAGAUAUACCACAGGUAAGCAAGGGUUCAGGAUCUUCUUUGAAUCCGUAUAAAUUUGAUCUCUUUUCCUUAACUAAUGGUUUUUGGGUCUAUAGUUUUCAUAAAUGUCUUGGUUAAAAUACGCGGCCAUAGCUUUGUGUGCUGUGAGCACAAGAGCAGCUGAAAUCAGUUUGGAUAGAAUCGACAGAGACACUGUAUCCUUAGCCAUUGGUGAUUAUAAAAUCGAUGAAGGCGUAUACUGGUCUAUUAUUGACAACACCUUAACCUCUUUUACAGGUGGGUUUGAAAAUGACGGGUCCUUUUACAUCACCACUGACAAUCGCUUAAUUGGUUUGACGGUAAGCAUCAUCAACUUAUUGAAAACCAUUUCCAACUCCGGUGAUUGGGCAUUCAAUGCAUCUAGGACCUUGACUCCACCAAGUUACACAUUGUCUAGUUUGAACUUCCAAAACACUGGCUCAAUGUGGUUUGGAGGUGAUGGUUCUCUUGGUGUUCCUUUGAUGACAGUUCAAUCACAUACUUGGGAAAAUGAUGGACUUAUUGUAUUCUCCUUGAACAAAAGAUCUACUUCUGGAGAAGUUAUCUUGGGUGCCAGUUUGGAACUUGGAACUGGAACGAUUACAAACGACGGUACUGUCUGUUUGAUCAACCAGGUCUACCACCAGACAACUGCCAUCGAUGGUUCCGGAUGUUUUGAUAUUGGUUCCGACUCCAAUGUGUGGUUAGCAGGAUC
Messenger RNA from Yamadazyma tenuis ATCC 10573, 774 nucleotides. Lineage: Eukaryota; Fungi; Ascomycota; Pichiomycetes; Serinales; Debaryomycetaceae. The record is from RefSeq and is a predicted model, not a curated record.